Molecule: messenger RNA, 1925 nt
Organism: Aspergillus steynii IBT 23096
Lineage: Eukaryota; Fungi; Ascomycota; Eurotiomycetes; Eurotiales; Aspergillaceae
Product: ankyrin
Exons: 4
Coding region: 147-1925 (592 amino acids)
Molecular function (GO): protein binding
Source: RefSeq, a predicted model, not a curated record
UGGCACAGCCCAGUAGGCCAACCAGUAUCGUUCGUGUUUUACUACGCAGUAUAGCACAGCAUUCCAAUAUUCUCUCUUCUCAUACCAAAGUCAACCUUGAAAACACAGUUGAGGAUUGAUCCUUUGCAACCUUGGACCUGCCCGGCAUGGAGGUGGUUUCUAGUGUCGCAUCAAUUGCGGCACUCGUGCAACUAGCGGUCAAGUCGUAUUCCUCUGCGGCCAAACUGGUACAAGACAUGCAUGAUGCUCCCAGGGAACUAUCACGGGUAGCGCAGCAGUUGAAGAUUUUGAACUGUGAGCUCGCUCUCUUAUCGGACAUUCAAAAACAAACCACGGAGGGCGAUGAGCUCCUCCUCCUCCCCAACGAGGCAGCCCUUUUGGAGCACGCCCUGUCUUCAGCAGACGAGCUUAUGUCCGACGCCCAAAAGCAAUUGGACAGUCGAAAGAUCCAAACUGGAAACCGAUCUCGUUUGAUCUGGGCACUAAAAGACAAGAACAGGGUGGAGAAUUUGCUCCACAGUCUUCAACAAACCGAGACUAGCCUCAACACAGUAUUGCUGCUUUUGAAUGUUCGGCUAAGUUCAUACUCUUGGAAAGUGGCUGCCUCAAUCCGAUGCAAGUCAGUCGUCCCCUUACUGAAUGCCAACAAGGCGAUACACAAUGAACCCUCAGAGCUGGGUAGAUGUGAGGCUAGCUUAAGUUCCCUUCUCGACCGUAAUCCUCAAGCAUGGAAUAUUCUGUUUGGCUCUUGGCGCUCCUUGGAUCAUUCAUGGCUCGCCUGGCUCGGACUACAAAUUAUUUUGACCUGCUAUGGCAACUCCCUUCAUACAUCCUACUUUGUCUCGGGCAAGAUUGGGCCAUGGAGACGAUUUGGGCUGCGGGCUAUCUGUUUUGACCUAGGGAUCCGGGUAUUUCCACUUGCCAUCCCGGGGUUCUCUAUACUUGGCGCAAGUUUAUCUUUGAGAAACGUCGUGCCGGAGACCUCUGAAAUUAUACUUGCAUGUCAAAAUGGAGACACUCACACCGUGCGGGAGCUCUUCUUAUCUCGCCGUGCCAGUCCAUACGACGUGACGCCGGAAAACUCGACCGUAAUGCGUUAUGCCAUUGACAGUGGGUCAUUAGAGCUUGUCAAGUUUCUGUUCUGCAAUGGGAUCGAUGUUAAUGCGACAUUUGGCCUAUUCAAUACUAGCGCUCUUGAGUGGGCUUUUAACUCACGACAGAUUGAGAUUGCUCGUUACCUGUUAAGCUGCGGUGCAAGACUGGACUAUCUAUGUUCUCGAGGAUGGACCCCAGUCAUGCAUUUGUUUUUCCCCUCAAAACCUCCAGUCCCGGCUGAAUUUCUCGAAAUGUUGUGUGCAAAGUCAUUUAGUGACUUUGACGUUCAAGAUCAGUUUGGUGCCACAGCCCUUCACCGCGCUGCAAGUUGGGGUACUGCUGAAGACGUCCGUCUUCUGUUACAAGCCGGCGCAUCUCCGUCAAUUUUUGACCACGAGCGAGGAUGGACGGCAGUAUUUGACGCCGUCAGCGAAAAGAAUACAGACACACUGAGAGAAUUGACAAAGCACAUGCUUCCUGGGAUUCCAAGUGCUGUUGACUUUCGUGGAUGGACUUUGCUCCCCAUUGCUAUCGAAACUGGAGAUCUUGAAAUAAUGCGCCUAGUUCUUGAAUUGGGGGUUGACCCGCACUAUCUGGUUAAACUCAGCACUUCAGACAAAGCAAGGUUUCAUGAAGUCACUCCGGUGGAAUUUUCUCAACACAUGGGACAAGAGGUGCAUAAGACUUUCUUGACCGCGCUUCGGCUUGUCGGGUUUGAUGUAUCUACUGCACCGGAUGAUCAGUAUGAUAGUUUUGAUGAUGACGGCGAGGGGGCAGUAUUUUGGCCGGCCGAGAGUGGUGAAGAAUCCAACAGGCUUCUAGCUUCUUAG